Molecule: messenger RNA, 753 nt
Organism: Equus caballus (horse)
Lineage: Eukaryota; Metazoa; Chordata; Mammalia; Perissodactyla; Equidae
Source: RefSeq, a predicted model, not a curated record
GGUAGAAACUGCAUCAGACAGCCUCAUUUGCUCCAGCACCUUCAUCCGUUUAGGCAAAAUGAAAAUCUUUGUGUUACUUCCAGUGGUGCUGGCCAUCUUUGGGACACAAUCUCAUGGAUAUGAGGUUUAUAACAUCAUCAGCCAAGUCAACAACGGUGGCAGUGUUCAGGAGACAGUGACAAUUGACAGUGAAAAAGAAGUCGCCACCAUCAACAUCCACGCAGGAUCGUGCUCCUCUACCACAAUUUUUGACUAUAAACAUGGCUACAUUGCAUCCAGGUUGCUCUCCCGAAGAGCCUGCUACAUCCUGAAGAUGAACCGUCAAACCACCCCUUCUCUGGAGCAGCUCAAACAGUCCAUCUAUGAGACGAAGGCUCUGAACAACAUAUUUUCCAACAAAUACCUCUGGGUCAAGUACAACCCUCUGCAGUCUCUGAUCACUCACAUGGACUGGUUCCUGUUUGGGUCACCCAUUAAGCAGCUCUGCAAAGACGUCCCCUUGUAUAAGGGGGAAGUGGCUGGAGAGAUACUGAAUAAUGUCGGUGCUGGAUCCUGUGCAAAGGCUGGGCUCCUGGGCAUCUUUGGCAUUUCUGUCUGUGCAGACAUUCACAUUUAAGGCCUCAGCCCACUGGUUUCGUCCCUUCAAAGAACUACACCCUUGGUUUCUACUCAGCAGCCAAAUUAAAUUCUCUCUCAAUGGUCUAACUAAUUUUGAGAUUACAUGGUAAAACAUAAAUACUGUAUUUACAGAUA